AGGUGGUUUCUUUAUACAUUUCCUUUCAGAAAACUUAAUGCAUAUUAUUUGGAGCUUGUGAGCUUGAAGGCUAUAAGUUGUGGUGGUUUCUGUAAAUCUUAACCGCCUGAACACAUAGAGGCCUGUUUUUGAGCAAGGAUGAAAUGGCUCCUCGGGAUUUGUACUUUAUGGCUGUUGAUGGUUGCGGUUUUGGCACAGAGGAAUUUCAAUGUUGUAUCUUCACAGAAGAAUUUCAAUGUUUUAUUGCCACAGAAAAAUUUAAAUGUGGUACCAGCAAAGAAUGUCAACCAACGAACAGGCCUGGAAACUGAAUGUCUGGGAAGUCAUAUGAGGCUUACCGUAGAUAAAUCUCUAGCUUUUGGAAGUCAGGUUGAAUUUGAUGCUGUCAAUGGCUCCCAAAUUCAGCCUUUAACUCCAAGCCUGGCUGCUAAAUGUGGCUUUAGUAUAGAGUCUGAUCCUUGGGGUAAUUAUAAAGUCUUUGCAUCCCUCCUCAACUGUUUUGCAGGGAAUGAGGAUGAUGCCAUGUUUGACAUUGAAAUGCGUGUCCGAGUACGUGGUGUCCGCAAAGCGGAGCAAGAUGUCUUUCAGGUGGAGAAGACCUGUAAUUACGACCAGUGGGCCCCCCGUGAAAUUCUUUGCGAUCGGAAUUAUAUGGAGGUUUCCGUUAACCGAUUGCCGGGGGAAAUUACAGCCUUGCGUAGACGGCCUAAGAUGACAGAAGCACAAAAGUUUGAUGACCAGUGGACCGAUACGGUUACUGAGGCUAUUACCUCCAAAUACAACAUCUGGAGGAUGGUGUUUUUCACACCUAAACAAAAAGCCAUGGUGCUGGAGGAUGCCCUAAAAACAGGAUAUGGGGUAACAACAACCAAGUCUCGACUGGUGCUACGAAGUGGUUAUGACAUGCCAGAGACCUAUGUGGAAAACGUAAAUGGAGUGCCAAUGAAGAUCAUUAGGGUGACCACCUACUUCAAGAAACAGUGGUCCGUAACCAUGUUGGAUACUGUUGCUGCAUGUCCAACUGGUGGGCUUUCUUUUACGGAUGAAAUGAUCACCUGGUUCUUCCCUCGAUUUAAUCCACUCAUGGGUUCUCCCGAGAGCACUAUUCUUGGGAUGUUCAUGGGAAUAGAUGGAAAGAGGAUCGAUUCAGCACAAAUGACCGCUAGAGGCUAUGUCUUGACCAUAGUAGACAAUCAGAUUGUAAUGAAAAUACCAAUCGGUGGACCCGAUGGCUACUACAAGAGCCAUGUUGUAAGUAACCAGUACCACAUCAGAUACACCAUUGAGGCAAUGCUGGAGUUAAUGUGGAGUGAGGGCGGCAUGGAUGCUACUAGAUACAAAGUCCUCUUCCCCAUCAAGACUCCUCUUAUGCCUAGACCACCGCAACUUGUUGACUUCACUGAUGUGGACCAACGGAUGUUUGAUGUGCUCUUGGGUACUUUCCUUUUUGAUGUCGAGUUGGUGAACAUCACCUUUUCCGGCGGAGUCCUUACUGUGGCAGAGGCCAACCAGAGGGGCUUCAACAUACAGGAACAGCGCUUUCAAAAUGGCUCCAAGGCGUUUCGACUUCAAGUUCCCUUCUCUGAUCUUUUUGUUGUUAAAACACAAGUUGAUCUACUUGUUACGGUUUAUACUCUUCCCCUCAUCUACGGUUUUGUGAUCCUCCCUGAAUACACUCCAUUCUCCUAUGUUGCAUCUGUUGCUGUAACUCUUCAAGAUGUCAUUCUCCCAACUGUGGGUGGAUCCUGUGACGAUGAGAAGUUCCACAUCACCAUUUCAUUUGGAAGUCUGGGUAAGACCUUUAACAUAAUGCUGGGUACGCGAGACCUGACUCCUGACCGGAGCGCAAAGUAUGGCGCAAACGAGAAUGCCACUCACAUGAGUUUCGCUGUGCCUUUCCUGGCAUCUGAUGUUGCCUUUGAGCUGAUGUACCCAUCAUCCUUGAGGGCACGUCUUGAUGUGGUGUUAUGGGAGCCCAUCAACACAUGGACUUUAAGUGACUUUUCCCUGGCUUGCAAUUUUCCCAUGACCUUGACUGAGUGUUUCAGCAAUGGCUCCAUGUCAGCCCUUGCCGUGAAGGUAGAAUCUGUGCCCCAGCUUGUCCCUCGUCAGCUUACCCUGAGAGACCCCUCUUGCAGACCCAAAUUCAGCAAUGACCGUUUUGCUUACUUCUCAUUUGACGCAAACAGUUGUGGAACCACUAGAACGUUCUAUGAUGGCAUUAUGAUGUACCAGAAUGAAAUUGCUCUGGGUAACGGGUUACCAGUUUACCAGCCGAUUAAAAAAGGAGUACCCACUAGUCCUCCUGAUCCAGAGUAUCGAGUGACCAUGUCCUGCUUUUACACUCUAAAUGAUACCCAGACGAUUGCAUUCUUCACAAAGCCGCGGGAAAGUGAACCUUUGCCAGAGACUGGUUUUGGGGAGCUGCAAGUUGUACUAAGACUUGCUUGGGAUGAAUCUUAUAAUAAUUACUACAUAGAGGGGGAUUAUCCAGUUGUACAGUACUUGAGAAGUCCUCUGUUCUUUGAGGUGGUGCUACUUCAGUCCACAGAUCCUCAGAUAGAGCUAGUCUUGGAGAACUGUUGGGCUACUCUGAAACAAGACCGGAACUCUACUCCGAGAUGGGACUUGAUUGUAGAUGGCUGUGUGAAUCUGGGUGACCGUUACGAGACCAUUUUCCACCCUGUCCAACCUGAAGCUGUUCUGUACCCUUCUCACAUGAAGCGCUUUGAAAUCAAGAUGUUUACUUUUGUGCAGAAUGAGGUCAUUCUUCAAGAUCAGAUCUUUGUGCACUGUGAUGCUGUGCUUUGCGAUAUUAAUCAGAAUGAUGGAAUCUGCAGGAGACUCUGUCCAUCUCCCAUUCCUUUAAAAACUGGAAAGAAAGUGCGACGAGACACUAGUGAUGUCCAGUUUCAGAGAGCAAAGCUGUCAUCAGGAAAAAUACUGCUUUCAAGCUCUUAGUAUGGUUUUGGUGCUCAGUCUUAAUAAAGUCUCCUUCAAAAAGC
Labeo rohita (rohu) is the source of this 3005-nucleotide messenger RNA. RefSeq names its product zona pellucida protein AX 1 (gene zpax1). The transcript is spliced from 21 exons. The record is from RefSeq and is a predicted model, not a curated record. The coding region runs from base 139 to 2961 and encodes 940 amino acids. NCBI's taxonomy places the organism in Eukaryota, Metazoa, Chordata, Actinopteri, Cypriniformes, Cyprinidae.